AUGAAAGAAGAUAAACUGGAUGUGGUCAAACAGGAGAUGGACAGAUUAAAUGUCAGUAUUGUGGGUGUCAGUGAACUUAAACUGAUGGAAAUGGGGGAAUUAAAUUCAGAGGAUCAUUACAUACACUGCUGUGGGCAAGAAUGCCUUACAAGAAAUGGAGUAACCCUCAUAGUCAAUAAGAGGCUGCACUCCCUUCUUAGAAAGAUCCAGUUUAACAACAGUGUGGGUGACCAGGUGUUUAUGGAUGAGGAAAGGAUCCCCGUGGCAAACUAUGAUAUUAACAACUUUGUGGCCUUCAACAAUGGCACAAAAAUUCUGGUGAAAGUGGGAGAGUUUAUUCCUCACGCUCCCCCAGGUGAAGAUUUCUCCAUUCAUGAGAAUGCCAUAAGGCGGAACCAAUUUUAUGUAAAGACUCCGCGCUCUGUAUGCAGUGACAGCUGUGGACCUGGAUUUCGGAAAUCUGCCCGUGAAGGAGAGUCCAUCUGUUGCUUUGACUGUAUCCCCUGCCCAGAGGGCAAGAUUUCCAACCAGACUGAUAUGGACCAGUGCAUCAUGUGUCCUGAAGAUGAAUAUUCAAGGAAGGGGAGAAAUUACUGCCUCCGCAAGGUGGAGACAUUUCUGGCCUUUGAGGAACCCCUAGGCAUGACUCUGGUCUGCACAGCUCUGGUCUUCUGCCUCCUGACAAUUAUGAUUGCUGGGGUCUUUGUGAAGCAUCAGGACACCCCCAUAGUGAAAGCUAAUAAUAGAACUCUCAGCUACAUCUUGCUCUUCUCCUUAAACCAAUGCUUCCUGUCUUCAUUGCUCUUCAUUGGUAAGCCUACCUCAGCCACAUGCCUGCUUCGACAGACAACAUUUGGGAUCACAUUCACAGUGGCCAUCUCCUCCAUUUUGGCUAAAACAAUCAUAGUAGUUCUAGCCUUCAAAGCCAUAAGACCAGGGAGCAGGAGCAGAAAAUGGAUGGGCUCCAAAACACCCAUUUCUAUUAUUCUCAUCUGCUGCCUGAUCCAAGUGAUUCUCUGUGGUAUCUGGCUGUUGGUUUCUCCCCCAUUCCCAGAUACAGACCCACACUCAGAACCUGAGCACACCAUCCUGCAAUGCAACAAGGACUCCCUUAUUGCCUUCCAUUUUGUCCUGAGCUACAUGGGAUUGCUGGCUUUGGGGAGCUUCACUGUGGCUUUUUUGGCCAGAAAUCUCCCUGACACCUUUAACGAAACGAAGCUUAUCACCUUCAGCAUGCUGGUAUUCUGCAGUGUCUGGGUCUCCUUCCUCCCCACAUAUCAGAGAACGAAGGGGAAGACUAUGGUAGCUGUGGAAGUCUUUUCCAUCUUGAGCUCUAGUGCUGGCUUACUGGGUUGCAUCUUUAUUCCCAAGUGCUAUGUGAUCCUUCUGAGGCCACAAUGGAACACCCAAGAAUGGGUCAAUCAUAAAUGCUAA
Trichosurus vulpecula (common brushtail) is the source of this 1434-nucleotide messenger RNA. RefSeq names its product vomeronasal type-2 receptor 116-like. NCBI's taxonomy places the organism in Eukaryota, Metazoa, Chordata, Mammalia, Diprotodontia, Phalangeridae. Gene Ontology annotation, cellular component: membrane. Gene Ontology annotation, biological process: G protein-coupled receptor signaling pathway. Bases 1 to 1434 code for a protein of 477 amino acids. Gene Ontology annotation, molecular function: G protein-coupled receptor activity. The transcript has 4 exons. The record is from RefSeq and is a predicted model, not a curated record.